AUGUCAGCCGAGAUGGCCAAGUUCGACGAAGAGUACGGCACCUUGAUCGAAGGCACGCUCGAGUUGUUCAAGAACGCGGACGGCGACGAGCCCAUCGACUGGGACGAGAAGAAGCGUCUUUGGAACGGUCCCGAGGUCAAGAUCAUGCAUCGGACGAUCGAGGGCGUCGAGGAGCUGAACAAGAGGUCCAAGGUCGUUGUUGAUCACGCGAGGGAUCAUUUGAGGGGUGCGUUUGGCGCGCCGCUUUGGCAUCGCGUUCCUUCGGAAGCGUGUCUUGAGAUAGAUAUUUGAUACUGACUUACCAUGCGCCAAAUCGCAGCCCUCGCACGCGAACAAGAACGACUUCGCAUCGCGGCCUCGCGGCCUGCGGGAGUUCCCUCGGCCGAAGAGCACGUCCGGCUGAUGGAGCAGAACCGCCAACAGCUCUUCACGGGCUACAAAAAGAACAGCGAGCUCGAGCAGAACGUCGCGAGGCUGCAGGCCGAGUUGGCCAGGUUGCAGCAAGAGUUGAGGGACGAGGAUGCCGAUGUCGUGCAUGUUUCGGAACUCAAUUCGGAAGUGUGAGUUGGGAUGACGAACCUUUCUUUGAGGAGCGCGAUCGAGACUCGCUUGGGAUCGGUGCUUACUUUGAUGGAUCUUCACAUAGCCUUCGCCUUUCUCUGUACCGGAAUCUCGGGUUCAUGCCCAAGGAACAGGACGGUGCCGUACGAGCUGUCAUCGUCAGUGAGUGCAGUCGCGUGGCUGGGAAAGCGUUCAACCCGGAAAGCAAACCAAAUCGCGUGCUGACCUUUCGACGUCUUGGAACAGAAUCUCAAGCGAGCGACAAGGUGCGCACAGUGCAACUCGAUGCGGAAUCGUCGGAUUUCGCGUGGUCCAACACGCUGUGGAAUGGAUUGGUCGCCUGA
This is a messenger RNA of Microbotryum saponariae, 905 nucleotides long. Lineage: Eukaryota; Fungi; Basidiomycota; Microbotryomycetes; Microbotryales; Microbotryaceae. The record is from the annotation of a GenBank genome assembly.